Messenger RNA from Melospiza melodia melodia, 7452 nucleotides. RefSeq lists its product as uncharacterized. The transcript has 6 exons. The record is from RefSeq and is a predicted model, not a curated record. Gene Ontology annotation, biological process: DNA integration; RNA-templated DNA biosynthetic process; viral process. Gene Ontology annotation, molecular function: RNA-directed DNA polymerase activity; RNA-DNA hybrid ribonuclease activity; RNA stem-loop binding. The coding region runs from base 1 to 5391 and encodes 1796 amino acids. Lineage: Eukaryota; Metazoa; Chordata; Aves; Passeriformes; Passerellidae.
AUGCGCCGGGGGUGUCGGCCACCUCCUUCCACAGCUUCGGCUAGCCGGACACUUGGGCCAAAUACGCCCUCGCGCAGGUUGGCGCCCAACGUGGGGCCUGAGAGUGGACAUCUGGACAUCGGACCACUGACCGGACCCCGCGGAGUGGAACUUACAGUUUCUUUUGGCCGUCAACCUACCUCGGGUGGUAGCAGACCCCGUUUUAGGGGUAGCGCUCCCCGAGGAUUGGAGUCCCAACCCUCAGCACCGCCGGAGGAGGACUCCAGGAACGAAAGCCCCCUCGCCCGAUUUUUGGUUGCCGCUUCGGCGAGAUUGUUCCCCAACGUCUCCCCAGAAGUUGUGAAGCAGCCACGUUUUUGGACAGCCGUUGUGGCCAAAUUAAAUGAAGUAGUGAAGUCUGGGGAGACGAAUUUGGCUAACGUGGCGUACUGGGCGGGUGUUGUGCUUGCCACUCUCCGCCCAUCCCCAGUUGCUAGACCUAAAGUUCGGUUCAUUGAAGAGUUAGAAGAUGGCUCCCAGGGUGCCCAAAAUGGCGCCGGCCACAUGGCCGUUCCCGCCAGGGCCCCUUCUCUUCCCCAGAAUCCCUUUCUUCCAAAUCCCAACCCCUUUCUCCCUCCUGACCCAACCCCUGUAUCGGUUACCCCUCCCUCGUACCCCUCCUUGGUUCCGCCUACCGCUCCUCCUUCGAUCCUGCCCGUAGCUCCGCCCUCGGUCCAGCCUCCUAUUGACCCCGCCUCUGCUCCUCCCUCGUACUCAGCUCCUCCCUCGACUCCUCCCGUUUCUCCGCCUCCUGUGCCGCCUCCGGUACAGCCCUCCACUGACCCAGCCCAGGUUCCUCCCCCUCAGUCGGCUCCUCCUUCGGCUCCUCCCCCGGUUCAGCCCCCCCUCCACCCAGGGGGCGGAGAGGGGUGGUGUGCCGUGCCCACCCCCUCGCCCUGCCUCGCUACCAGGCCCCGCCUCGACCUCUUCCACUUCCGUUUCCCACGCCCCCCCUUCCGGUUCCCACGCUUUGUGUUCCGGGGGGGGGGAGUGGAUGACCAGAGGCCGGAGCCGGUGCCCUUGUUGGAAGCCGCCCCGGUUUCUUACACCCUGACUGGAGAGGGGAGUUCUCUGGCGCAGUGGGUGCCUUUAGCACCGGCCCGGAUCAAGGAACUGUGCAAGGCGCAGAAGGACUACUCCCGGGAGUCUGAAUACUUCCGGGGGUUGCUCCGUAAUGCCCUUGCGCAGGGAGAUCUGGUGCCCGCUGACCUGAGGGCUCUUUUCUCCAGUCUAACAGGCCCUAUGGAGUUUCGCAUAUGGGUGAAGGAGUGGAAGAGGGAGAUUGUGGAGGCUCUCCCAGAUCUUUGGGGGAAUCCCGCCACUUCUCACGAUGCGGAUGGCCUGUUAGUGCAGGAGGAACAGCUGUUGGGCGAGGGGCAGUGGGCAAAUGGGGCAGCCGAGGCUCGGGCUCUCUUUUCUCAACACCUGACGGAAUCGGCUCAGGCUGCGGAGAGAGCCUUUUUCAAAUUGGCAACCGUCACCUCCCAAUGGGAGGAGGAUGAGGUGCGGCAGGGCGCGCAAGAGCCCUACUUAGCCUUCAUCGAACGCCUCUACCGUUUCGUAGAGGCACAGGUGUCCGGGGACCGGGAGAGAGAGUCCAUGUUAAGAAAGAUGGCAUAUUAUAAUGCCAAUGCCGAAUGCCGGAAGGCAAUUCGGACUCUCCCCCGAACUCCCCGGCCCACGGUGGAGGCGAUGAUGGAGGCGGAAACAAAGGGAGAGGGAGAAAAAGUUGGCAAAAAACUAGGCCAAGAGCGCAGCCCCUCCCUGCGCCAAGACAAAAAUGCGGCGGGCAAAAGAUCACAACGCGGGGAGGAAGGAGAUGAGGGAAUGCCACCGCCCAAUUUCACCUUGCCGGACUUGACUCACUUCACGGACUUGACUAAUACCUGUGGUGCAGUUCCUGCGCUUAACACCUUGUCCUCUGCUUCCCCUUACAGGCUGCAGCUAACUAGGGAUUUUUAUAUCCCUAGCAGUAACAUCCAGCUGGUGUCUGUUGACCUCCAACAUCCGGGUCGCUGGAGGAAACUAGGACGUUGCAGGUGGACUGUCAUCGGUGACACUAAGCACACGCCGCGAGACGUGCAUAUCAUCCCCGGUCUGGUCACUACCGACCGGGAUCGUUUCGCGGUAGGGCUGUACUGUGUCCGACCCCCACUUCUCCUUCCCAAGGGACAGGUUAUCGCCCAGGCCAUCCCCGUGCCCGAUCAAGACCACUGGAGCAGCGGCGCGGAGAAGACAUCGCCUCCGUCGGUGGCCUGGGCGCAGCUCGUGGGGAGGGAGAAGCCCCGCCUGACAUGCCAGCUCUCGUUGGGCGGGGAUCGAAAGGUCAUCAGGGGUCUUUUGGACACGGGUGCAGAUGUGACGAUCAUUCCCUCUCGGGAGUGGCCGUCGCAUUGGGACUUGCAAAGUGCAGCGGGCACGAUUUCUGGUGUCGGGGGUUUACAAUUGGCCAAACAAUCGAAGAGCGUUGUCCAAAUUAAGGGGCCCGACGGGCAAUUGGCUUCAGUGCGCCCGUUCGUUUUAGAUUACAGCGAGCCUCUCUGGGGGAGAGAUCUGCUAGCCCAGUGGGGAGCCAGAAUUGACCUGCCAAAGGCUCCCCAGGUUUUUCGGGCAGUGGCCACUGAUGAGCGCCGGACUUGGAAGCUGGAUUGGCUUUCUGAUAGACCAGUACAAGUCCAACAGUGGCCACUUAACAAACAGAAAUUGAAGGCGCUCAACGAGCUCGUGCAGGAGCAGCUACUUAAGGGCAACAUCGAGGAGUCCAUGUCUCCAUGGAACUCCCCUGUUUUUGUCAUCAAGAAGCCCAAUAAAGAUAAGUGGCGGCUCCUGACCGACCUCCGCCAAAUUAACGAUUUAAUUGUCGACAUGGGAUCUCUCCAACCAGGGAUGCCCUCCCCAGCAAUGCUCCCCCAAAAUUGGAAUUUGGCAGUAAUUGACAUAAAAGACUGUUUCUUCCAAAUUCCCCUUCACCCGGACGAUGCUCCGCGCUUUGCUUUCACGGUUCCGUCUAUCAACCGUGAGUCCCCGGCCAAGCGCUAUCAUUGGCGGGUAUUACCGCAGGGCAUGAAGAACAGCCCUGUGAUCUGCCAAUGGUACGUCGCUUCGCUGCUGUCACCUUUACGUACAGCCCUCGGGGAUGCCGUCAUCAUUUAUCACUAUAUGGACGACAUCCUCGUGUGUGCGGCCGACCACAGUCUACUUGCCCAUGCGCUUGACCUGACAACCAAUGCGUUGGUUGCUGCAGGGUUUGAGCUCCAGCAGGAUAAGAUUCAGCGGAUGCCACCUUGGAAGUACCUGGGCCUCCAAAUCACAAAGCGGACCAUUGUUCCGCAAAAAUUGGCUAUUCGGACGAGAGUCCAGACCCUAGCAGAUGUCCAUCAACUGUGUGGGUCUUUAAAUUGGGUGAGACCCUGGCUGGGCAUUCCCACCGAAGACCUAGCCCCCCUUUUCAAUUUGUUGAAAGGGGGAGAGGGGCUUAGUUCCCCUAGGACUCUCACCUGGGACCAAGACCUGAAGGACCAGGGUCUGGGUGACCCCCUCUUAAUCAUAGAGUGGGUGUUCCUCAGCCACCACAGGUCCAAAAGGAUGACACGGCCACAAGAGUUGGUAGCCGAACUGAUCCUCAAGGCAAGAUCGAGGAUCAGGGAGUUGGCAGGAUGUGACUUCGCAUGCAUUCACAUUCCAAUUAAAUUGGAAGCGGGCCAAUUAAAAUUAAAGACCUUUGAAGAACUGUUGCAGACUAAUGAAUAUCUACAGUUUGCGUUGGACAGCUACACUGGGCGCGUCGCAGUUGAUCGGCCGGCCCACAAAUUAUUUAAUUCGGAAUUCAAAUUAUCUCUAACUAAGGUCCAAAGUAGGGAACCACUGGAUGCCGUGACUGUAUUUACUGACGCGUCUGGAGCAUCCCACAAGUCGGUUAUGACUUGGAGGGAUCCUCAGACUCAGCAGUGGGAGACCGAUGUUGUUACUGUGGAGGGCUCUCCACAGGUUGCUGAGCUAGAUGCAGUCGUCAGGGCCUUCCAGAGGUUUCCUGGACCUUUCAAUCUGGUUACAGAUUCUGCGUACGUCGCAGGUGUAGUGUCUCGAGCAGAACAUGCAGUUCUUCAAGAGGUCACGAACAAGAGAUUGUUCGAAUUAUUAAACAGGCUCGUCGAGUUGGUCUCCCACCGCGAGCACCCAUUUUAUGUGAUGCAUGUGAGGUCACACACGGAUCUGCCCGGGUUCAUCGCGGAGGGCAACCGCCGUGCCGAUUCUUUGGCCGCGGCUGCCGUUACGCAGGGCCCGCUCCCAGAUGUGUUCGGCCAGGCUAAGAUCAGCCACCAGCUCUUUCACCAAAAUGCGCCCGGCCUGGUUCGGCAAUUCAAUCUGACGCAGGACCAGGCCAAGGCGAUUGUGGCCACAUGUCCCCAAUGCCAGCAACAUCAGAUGCCCACCGUGGUCUCGGGAGCUAAUCCCCGAGGCCUGGCGAGCUGCGAGGUGUGGCAGACGGACGUAACACAUGUUCCAUCUUUUGGCCGGCUGUGUUACGUCCACGUCUCGGUAGACACCUUCUCCGGUGCCAUCUACGCUUCUGCCCACACAGGAGAAAAGGCAGCGGAUGUUCAGAAGCAUCUGCUUCAGGCAUUCGCUGUCUUGGGCAUCCCUAGGGCCCUAAAAACUGAUAAUGGCCCUGCGUAUGUUUCCAAGGAGCUGCGGAGUUUCCUGCAGCAAUGGGGAAUAGUCCAUAAGACCGGCAUCCCCUAUUCCCCGACAGGCCAAGCCAUGGUGGAGAGGGCCCACCAGAGCCUUAAGAAGACCCUGUCCCGCCAACAACCGGCGAUGAAGGUGGAGACCCCCCACGUCCGGCUGUCGAGAGCUUUGUAUACCCUCAACUUCCUUAAUUGCUCUUUCGACAGCCAAAAUCCUCCAGUGGUCCGGCACUUCGGCAGCCACCAGCAGCUGCAGCCUAAAGUCAGGCCUCCGGUUCUGGUUAAGGAUCCGGAGACCUGGCGGACGGAGGGCCCCUUCGACUUGGUGACCUGGGGGAGGGGUUACGCUUGCGUGUCUACCCCCUCAGGUCCCAAGUGGGUUCCAUCUAAAUGGGUAAGACCCUUCGUCCCGAAGCAGGGGACAAAAGCAGGGACUGUGCCACAAGUCCGGCAGGCGUGUUGGCGGCGGCGGAGGAGGCAAGACCAUCCACUACCAUCUGCUCCUCCAGACCUUCCCUCCGUGGAGGAAGAGCCUUCCCCUCCAGCCUCUCCUCCACCAAUGGACCUCCUCCUUCAUGUUUCCUCCUGUUCUCCCCCACUCCCGGAUAUGUCACCCCGCAUGUUUUAUUUAAGUUGGCUUUUCAGGGAGGAACCAUUCUUAUGAGUUCGAUGUACUUUUACUGUUUUGUAUCAUUUCAGUUACAUCUCCCCAAUGGCCCCCGCUGCAACACCGCUGGCCCCAAACCCCGGAGCGCUGACCAUCUUUGUGACCACCUUCUGGCUCCUGAUGUCACCUGCGGAGCCGUGGGUUGUCCCCCAGCCCAAGGUCAACGUCUGGCGUGCCUUGGCUCAAUCCCUCGGACAGGACAGUAUUUGCCUAGACACCGGCGCAGCAGAGGACCCGAUGUCGUCUUGCCUUGUGGGGAUCCCAUUCUCUCCAGGCGAGUUCCCUCCCACCUUCCAACGUUCCUUCUACCCUGUUCUGGCCCGGAGCCUUACUAUCCUCCCCAGUUUUGACUCCUCAAAUGCCUGGAGAGACGGAGUGUUCAGGCUGGCUCCUGCAACCUCCGAGCCCACAGAAUUACAUCUACUCGGCUCCGCCAAUGCCUCUAUCUGUUUUCAGUUCGACUAUACUAUCACCCCCGUAGAGAGGGGUAGUGAGGUGGUCCUCCAGACCAAAAAAGAAUAUCAGGCCAGACAGUGGUGUCAGGCUGUCCUGAAGAUCCUCGGCCCCACCACUACUGGCCGGACCCCUUACUCCCUUCCUCGGGGUGUGUUUUUAAUUUGCGGAGACCGAGCGUGGGCAGGCAUCCCCUCUGGCCUGGUGGGAGGGCCGUGCACUUUUGGCCGGCUGACGCUGUUCACACCCAACAUGUCCCAAAUUAUUGAUUGGAAAAGAUCCAACAUCACAUCCGAAUUGGGCAGGUCUAAAAGAGAUCUUAAGGAUCUCACCGAGGAUUGUGAUGCCGAAAUUACUCAUUGGUCACACUCAAAGUCCGUCGCCUUUACCAUUUUGUUGCCGUGGGUAUCGGUGGCGAAGGCUCUAGGAGAAUUGGGCCGCCUAGAGUGUUGGGUGGCGAAGCAAGCCAACUUUACAUCAGCCGCGCUAUACGACCUCCUGUCAGACGAGGAGAUUACAAGGAAGGCGACACUCCAAAACAGGGCAGCAAUAGAUUUUCUAUUGCUGCUCCACCACCACCACUGUGAGGAGUUUGAGGGCCUCUGCUGCUUGAACCUGUCCACCCGAGCCGAGGACGCCAGACAAUCCAUACGCAAGUUACAAGACCUCGUCCAUAAAGUCCAACAAGAGACUUCGGACUGGCUGGGGGACCUCUUCAAGGGUUGGGGCCUGAGCGGGUGGGCCACUUCCAUUAUUGAAAGUGUUAUUAAAAUCGUUUUGAGUUUGAUUGUCCUUUCAGUUUUCGUUAUGGUGAUCCGCAGUCUGGUCCAGAGACUGAUAUCCAGGGCCACUUCUCCCAGCGUUAAUCAUGCGACAGUGCCCAAAGAAGAGCACAUCGAGCUGGGGGACCUCUCCUCGGAGGCCGAAGAAGCUGCAGAUGAGGAGGGGUCGACCGCGCCGCCCGUCGAACAUCUAUGGGCGGACGAGCCCCAGCUCGAAGAAGACGAAGAUUGGCCGGACCAGCCGCGGGUCCCUGAAGUUUAAGUUUAUAUGGACUUUUGCGUUCUUUCAUUUUAUUUGUUAAGAAACGGGGAGAUGUUGUGGUGUGUUGUUCAGUUUCCCCAGUUAUUCCCCUAUUCUAUGUAUUCUCCCCCUAGUUUCUGCAAAAUGGUUCCUCCCUCCCCUGAUUUUCCCGCCACUGCCUACCUACAGUUGAUCUCCAUGGUAACCCCCUUCCCCCUCAACUGCCAAUCUCCCUUUGUUAUAUAAUUUCCCCUCCCCUGUAUACCUUAUAUGUAAGUUUUUCCUCCUCCCUGGGCCCAGUCAAUCACCCCCCACUCCUCCCAGAUUUCCAGAAUCUUCUCCUCUCUGGGGGUUGUGGUUGGCUGCGGUCCCGGGGCUCCUCCUUUAUGUUGUAUUGAUUGGUUGGUUACCUAUGUCAGUUGUGUUUGUAUCUUUCCCUGAUUGGCUAGUUGGGCUCCCCUCCUCUCUCCACCCCUUCGUUUUAAAACUGCACCUCUCCCUCCACUCCCUGCCACACGCUGGUUGGCGUCCUCCCUUCCUGCCCCUGCCAUCGGACGAUCAAUAAACCGGAGUUAGCCCCCA